AUGUUAGGCAAGAUUGAAUUCUUACCAGAAAUACGCAACUUUUUAGAAGCCGGCGAGGAACUUACACUUCCAGAGAUGAAGUUGCCAUCCUCAUCACUACUGUCAAAAAGUUCAUCUAAAAUUGAUUUACUCAAUUCAUUUUUAAAAUCUGCAGUAAAUGACUAUGCCAGAUUCAAAGGAUAUCCAAGAGAUAUUAUUGUGAUAGUUGCUUAUGCUCCAACAACAGAUCAUUCGGAUGAUGAAGUUGAAAUGUUCUACAAACAACUGGAACAAACAUUGAAAGCAUUACCAAAGAAAGAUGUCAAGAUCAUUGUUGGGGACUGGAAUGCUAAAACUGGAAGUGACAACAUUGGAUUUCAAGAAGUAAUGGGAAAAUACGGUGUAGGAGGUAGAAAUGAUAGAGGGGAAAGAUCUACAGUAUCUAUCCUCUUGCAAUCGCAACAAUAUAUUUCUUUAGAAAACUAUCGCUCUUCCUUAGCCACAAUCUAUAACGUCGCAUUAUUAAAAGCAGACUGA
Molecule: messenger RNA, 516 nt
Organism: Helobdella robusta
Lineage: Eukaryota; Metazoa; Annelida; Clitellata; Rhynchobdellida; Glossiphoniidae
Exons: 4
Coding region: 1-516 (171 amino acids)
Biological process (GO): chromatin remodeling
Cellular component (GO): nucleus
Source: RefSeq, a predicted model, not a curated record